Porites evermanni is the source of this 12849-nucleotide messenger RNA. The record is from the annotation of a GenBank genome assembly. NCBI's taxonomy places the organism in Eukaryota, Metazoa, Cnidaria, Anthozoa, Scleractinia, Poritidae.
CUCAAACUUUUAGGAUUAAAGCCAGGGCCACUAGGCUACUUCAACUCUGCCUACAUGGCCUUCACUCGAGCAGAGGCAGGUAAAUUUCCCAAUCUGGUGUCUUACCGUUCGAAGAUGACAAGAAUAAAAAACAACAUCACUUCGGCAUCAAUUGCUCCCGUGCGAUCUAACACGAGUACAUUCAAGAAGAGCAAAUCCUUUCCCUUUACAACGCUUUCAGGUUCUUGUGAAUCUACCAUAGGAGGGUUUGAGAGGCUUUGUUCAAUUUGUCCGGCUAUAACUGAUCUGGGACCAGACAAGAUUCCCCGCUAUAUUAACGAAGUAUUGUGUGGACAAGAGACCACCUGUGGGGUAGGAGGCAGCGUGUUAGGCCUGUGCCAAAACUCUACUGUGACUCAGUCUUUCUUAAUGAAAGUUGGAUCAAGUUGGGAGGUUUAUUCACAGGAAAUAAAAGUGUGCUGCGAAUGUGCACUGUUCUUUUCAUGAACAUAAUGUAGUGUUAGUAAAAUAAACGUCAGUCUUUAUUUCUCAGGCUGUAAUCAACUUAUAUAAGGUGUAAUAGUAAAGGUACUGAAGAGUUCCGGCUUCGGCUGAUAACACGUACCGAGAUUAUUCCGGAUAUCACAAAAAUAUAAUCCAAUAACUGUCUUAAUAUACAGAUUUAGCCAGGGCUAAAAGCGAAGCUCCCAUUAAUAAAUUUGUAAUUUAAAUCAAACAAUAAACUUGUAACCCACAAAUCAGUUAACUUAAGGGCACAAAUGUGACUAUUUAGGGAAAGCUAAGGCUAAGCGAUUUUAGAGUGAAAAAAAAUCUUACAUCGAAUUGCUAGCCGUAUAUGUACACCCAAAAAAUAGCAAUCAUCUUCGAUCACAUUUUAGGAGCCAUAAUGGCUCGAGAAUUGAAUCAGAUAUACCAUUCUGCGCGUGCGUAUGCCCUUAUGCUUAUGCUUAUGCGCUAGUGAAAACCUGGCAUAACGAACACUACGUUGUGUGAACUUCAUAUGGUGUCCAAGAGGUUCAGGUCGAUGGGAUCUAACGCUGACCGCAAGCAACCGCUGGAGGCGGUUAGGGAAAGGCGGAAAGGGCCGCGAAAGAGUAGGUCAAGACCAUCACCAUUUAGCGCGAAGUUAGAAACUUUAAGGGACAUGUUCACGGUUAAGCGAAUGCUCAUUAAUUAAAUUACGUUUUUCCAAUUUAUUAUUAAUUCUAUCGGUUAAUAGUCCCACUCACAUGUAUAUCAGCAAUCUCAGAGUGUACUUCAAAGUAGGAGUGUAUUUCAGAGUAACGUGAAGCAGGAUGGAGGAGUACUAAAAUCGCAGAAAAAGUCAGUGAAUUAUGCAAACACUACCAACGUUGAAUUUAUUGUUGACCCGAAGAUUCCAUGGUUGACUAAUUUACAGCUAUUUGCAAAUAUUUAAGUUGAUCAAGUGCAAGUGGCUGCCCGGGGAGAGUGCAGAUUGGUUCUUUGACAACAUUAUGACAUGAUCAUAUUGCUCGCAUAGACGAUACAGCAUGUCCCGGCAGAAAAACAGCUUUUCGAUAAAUGAGCAUGCGCCGAACCGUGAACCUGUCCCUUUAAGCUGCGUAGCAGACGCGGCUGCCAAAUUGUUUUGGUUUGUUUUUGUUUUGUUGCUCAGGUGCACUUUUAUAAAGACUUUUGUCUCAGUAUUUACAAAACUUAAUGGCAACCUUUUAGCUGUAUGUAUCGGCUUCGAAGAGAUCAUCGAUGAGGAUGACUUUCUUUUACUCUACGAUUUGAACACUUCCAAAAAUCUUGAUUUCUUUAUUACGAUGAUUAUUGCCGAUUCCGUUCGGCCUUGGCGAGAUGGAUGCUAUGAAGACUCACAAAUGACAUUAUAACAUAUAAUUCUGCACAAAAGUGCAUUUAAGUCGAUGUCGAUUCAUACAGGGUAAACACGAAGUUUAACUCACUAUGGCCACUUUGUCUAUUUGUCUCUCGAUCUCCAGCUUCGGUUUCCGCUAUGUUUUACAUGUAAGACUUUUACUCUACCCGGCUUUUUACAGUUGUAAAGUGAAAAUUAUAAGUCAAAUAUUUGCUAUUGACAUGCAAAACCAAUGGCUAAUAAACACUUGUCUCGCUAAAUUUGGAAAAUUCUUCGCAUUUAAAACGGCAAACCUUGAAGGACAAAGCUACCGUUAACUACCUUUCUCGCCGCCGCUAACUGAGGUCGAAGCGAGCUGAACAUCAAGCACAUAUGUUAAUUAGCUUAAUUGGACGAAAUUUUCUGGUUGUCCUCCUGCGUGCCGCCUUCAGUUGUUGCUUAAGGUCUUUGGUGUUCAAAACAAUGAAAUGGCGGCCAUGUUGGUGAAUAGAGAAAAAAAUACCGUGGGGAUUGAACUCUUUUCUUAUGUAAAAGCCUCCUUUUUCCCAAGAAAUUUGCAUACUUACUGACUACGUGAGCAAAAAAACAGUGUUUAUGGUUAAGAAUCCAAACCCCAUGCGCAUGCGUACUUCUUGCUUUUAUGAAUAUUUGAGUUCCCAAAAUUAUACUUCAUGAGGCAUAGUCGCAUAGAAGACUUUUCCGUCUUUCUAGCUGGUUUAAUAGUGGACGAAUGAAUACGUAAAUUUUUCUUUGUAACAACCUAUGAAAGCAUUUGUUUUUCUGUGCACAUAAAAAGAAUUUUGUAAUCAAUCACAAAUCAGUCUUCCGACCACUGUGUUUUAAAAGAAUUGGUUCGUGAACGCGUAUAUCAUGCGCAUAUCGAGUUAUCAUGUUUGUUAUCAUGUUCAAAUUUCAGCUUGGUUUUUAUUAUUUUUAUCUUCCUGUUGCACAAUGGGCGUGGCCCCUGAGUGGGUGCUAAGUGUAAAACUCUGGAAGAUAAAAUUUAUACCAACCUCGUCCCCAGGGCUUUUCCCUCAAAAAAUGGGUGGGGCGGGAAAAGGCCCUGGCAUCGGCUGGUCACGUGUCUCCUCGUACACCCUAAAAUCCUGGGUGUAAUAAAUUAGCGCCAUGUGAAAAGUUAAAAUUAUGCGUAACCUCACAUCGCGCGACCUUGGGCGACCUUUUAUAUCUCUUGAUUAACGAAAAGUUUUACAAGGUUUCCUUUUUGUCACAGAUACUGGCUAUGGUAAUUUUUUGCUUUCCUCCGAUUUCUAUGAAGGGGACAGCGAAUAACAUUUGUAAAACUUCUGUUCAUAGAGCGGUAUAAGUGACAAACAAGCUAUCGUACGUGCAUAAAGGUUGUACUGGAAAAGUCCGCUUUCUCGACUCUUCGUUUUAUUUCAUUUCUUGCGAAGUGGGCCGCCGUACAUAGCCUAGUUCGAUUCACGUUAACUCUCAGCCCUAUCAUAGCGACACGCGUUGGUUUAGACUUAUCCUGUAUGACCCGUAUUUUUAAAUGAAGUCAUUAAAUCUAAUCGAUCGGUCAAUCUUCUCUUUAAUGUAAGGAAAAUCCUUUGUACUUAUCCUCGGAAGAGAAAAGAUAUAAGAGUUCUUCAAAUGUUUCAGAUCGGCGACCUGUCAUCGUUCCUGGCUGAAGCCUGACUUGCAUCCGGCGCGGAGAUUUGUUUGUUUCAUGGUCGGGUUGUAGAGAAGACCAGACUUCAUAAAGCAUUUUGAUGAACAAUUCUAUUUCAGUUAAGUUCAAUUUGUUUAAAUUCACUGCAGAUCCUGGAGGCAAAGGCCCGCAUUUUUGUUUGACAUUUGACAAAAUCACUUUCCGCUUGACUGUAGAGUAAUUCCACAGUCACGAUGAAGUUUAGUUGAAGUACUAGUCGAUAACAGUGGGACAUAACGGCUUGUCUCAACGCUGAAGCAUUUGACAUAUUUUGUACGUGACAACGUAGAACCGGUAUGCCCUUUCAUAAACUUCUAGCAGUUGAAUAAUGCGCAAUUAAAUGGAUCUUAAGCUUUUGUUCGCACACACGCGAAAAUAUUGACAUAGUUUGCGAUGUUAUUAUUUUCCAUUGUUACUCCGUUCGACUUCUGUCAGCGCAAAACCAGCGGGUUGCAUAUAAAUUAGCUUCUCAGGAAUAAUUAGGCUGUACACGUGACCAGCCGAUGCCAGGGCCUUUUACCGCCCCACCCAUUUUUUGAGGGAAAAGUCCAGGGGACGAGGUUGAAUUUAUACUAAACAACAGAUAAAAUUGACCACAGAUUACUUCGAAAGUUUGCAGAGCACUUCAAGAUGGUAGAGUUGCCCUUUACCUCUAACGCGCCAACUUCCGCGUGUUAACUCCCGCAUGACUAACUCAAUAUUUGCUCGCUAAGCAUAAACAAAUUUUUAAUUAAUAAAAAUGACAUAAUGAGACUUUUUAUCAUUAUUACUUCAUCCUUUAUUGAUCCACUUAUUUAUAUUAUGUUCUUUAAUUUUGCCGAGUGAUAAUUUCCUUGGGCUCGACGCCGGCCUUUUAAAACUCUUACCCAUAGGCCAUUUACACGAUAACGUCAUGCUCAUCUACCAGUAUCCUUUAUUUGUUUCAAAGCUAUUGCAAAUGGUAUUGAGAUUAUUAUAGGUAAAAAAGGAAAAAAAAAGGGAGUGAUUCUUGUAGUUGUGGUCAGGUUACUCCAAAGAGCAAUAAAUGGUUAGCAGUUUGGUGUUAUUGACUCACGCUAUACCGUCUUUUUUCUCUUCAUGAGUUACGCACCAUUAGUGUCAUAGAUCAGUGAUUUUACGACAUUUUGACGCAUUUUGAAAAUACUUAAGCUUUAAAUGUUAAUACUUAUUGCACUAAUCCUAAGGUGAUCUGACUUUUAAUGGUUAGCUUCAACAAAUCAGUAAGACGGAAAAUUUUGUCGCUGUGAAAGACCUUUGUUCUGUCCGCUAGAGCUCUGCUAAAAGGUAAUGCGCUCUACCUCAGUCUGUUAGGGCACGGGAAGGGGGAGGGGCUAGGGGUGCCUCGACCACCCCUUCCCCCCAAACGUUUUUUGCGACAGAAACAAUAUAUACUGAUGGCUGCUUGUUAAGAAGCAUGAAACAAUGAGUAGCAAUAAAUUUUCAAGACCUAACCCAGUUCCAUCAACUAUUGAGUACUCUAUGACUUAUAGUCGAUGAGGACAUCACUCUGGCAUUUCGUUAUAACUUUCAUUGUAUAUUUCAUUUUCAAGUUCUUCACUAAAUAGUCUCUAAAACGUUUUUUGAUAUUAGACUUAGGAUCUGGAUGUCAGUCUUGCCCACAAUAAGGGAAUAAAAGGGUGGAUAGUUGAGAUAGUUUAAAUGAAAUGUAAGGUUUAGCACUGUGCGUCUUUCUAGUUUAAAUCCUAGCAUAAUUGCGCGCCUGUGCGCAAACCAGAAAACCAUGUAAAACUUCCUGAAGUGAAUCGGAGGGCUGAGAACCCGGAAACUGAGAGCGACUGUUCCUUGAACAGUGGAAAACACACUGCAUUUAGCUUUUCGACAUUGAUAUAAAUUCGGUCUUUGCUAGAAGGAAUCUGUUAAUAAUCGUACCCUUCUUAUAACAGUAACAUCUAUUUGCGAUGAACUGGCAUAGAAGACUUCCUCAGACAUUACCCCUCCCGGGGUUUCCCUACGCACUUGAAUCCAGCGUCCCCCGCACUUAAAAAACUGCUGCACGGGCCCUGAAUAACAACUUAUAUUUCUAGACUCAUUGUAACACCCUGAGAACUUCCCUGUUAUAGCGGUUCAAUACCAGCAGCCUAAGUACAUUCUCAAACAAAAUAAACGUCAGCAAAAAAGUGGUGAAAGUGGAAGUGGAAGAGGAAAUAUUGCUUGAUCUCUUUCCAUCUCUUUCCUGCAGCGUUCUCUCCUCCUGAUGAUUAGUUUUUAACACGUGAUUGUCUGGAUGUUCUUACUGUCUCCUGAAAACUUCUAACUACCCUAAUUUUACCAUUAUAGCUGAAAGCACCCUUUGAGUUACGAUUUUGUAAAAGGUGUGCAUGCGAAUAUUCAGGUACAUGCGGUACUUGGCUUUCAAAACUGAAUAUUGAUCUUAAAGGAACGUGUUAUAAGUGACUAUCAAUUCAUCAUCCUAUUUUUCCCUGACAACGUCAAAAAUAUUUCAAUUUAAGGUAUUUAUAAAUAGCCUUGUUUGUGUCUCUAUUAGCCAGUUGUGGUUUAAACUUCCCUCAAGCAUACAGUUCAGACAGUUAUAGUUUAUCCGACCCUAAACAAGCCAGAAACUGAGCUCUUCAGGACAUAAGGUACAGCAAGUAAAUUGCAGCCGUUAGUAUCCAUAUAAAGUUAAUGCGAGUAAUUACAUUUUACCAUAGUGAUCUUGAGUCCGCCAUAGACAAGUCCAACGUUUCAUGGUUUUCAUAAGUUUCAACUCCCAGAUACUUCAAAAGACUUCGGCAGAUAACAGUCGGAGGGCAUUUAAUCAUGUGUACAAUAGAUUUAGAUAAAUAGAUUUAUUUGGAGUUUGGGUGUAUUGUAUUUUGCUACUGCAACAUAAAGCUUGUAAAUUUAUGAUUCAACUUAAAUAACUGCAGAGUCACAGGGGACCUAUGCAACCGUGACCGUUUUCAGCGUCUUUUAACAUGAUUAACAGAAAAUAUAUGUAAUACCUAUACCUAGCUAGCAAUAUCGUGUAAUAGUUCGAUGAUUAUUCACUUAUGAUUAGUGAAAAUUAAAAUGACCUAACUUAAAUUGAACUGCGCGCUUUGUCUUCCUUUCGAGCGUAAAUGGCGAAUUUGGGUCCGCUAAUGUAAGACCACUCAAGUCACUCGAGAAUUCGUCGUCUACAUUUGAAACAUCGACAAGACAUGACACGCCAUUAAGAAAAGACCACGUUUCUUUUGGCAAUACAAGGUAAUAGUCAUCCUAACAUUCCACUACAUUAUAACAUUAUAAUAACCAAUCUAUAGGGUAAAUCAGUACAUUUUUAUACAUUUCCUGGUAAAAGAUCACGAUUACACAGCUUUCAUAGGCUGUUCGUUGAUAAAUGCAAAAAAACAAUAACAACCCGAUGAAUAUCGAAAAAACGAUAGAAGUUUUCUAAAAGACAAAGUUGACGGAUGAAACGGUGAUCCCAUACGUACCCUAAAAGCUCGAUGGGAGCGGUCAGGAAGCAAGAUGGAAGCGAGAAGUAAUAGAGGGAUGGACUUAAGACUUGUUGUUGUCUUCCCCUGUCUUCCCUUGAUUAAUAUGCAUAACUGUCUUCCUCCGUAUCUAAUGGGGGUCUUCCUGCAUACUAAUGAGGGUAUUCCUGCAUACUAAUAACUGUCUUCCUGCAUACUAAUAACUGUCUUCCUGCAUAUUAAUUAUGUGACUAGUCAGUGUCUUCCUCCAUACUAGUGACGGUCUUCCUGCAAACUAAUAACUGUCUUCUUCCAUACUAAUAACUGCCUUCCUCCAUAUAUAAUUAAGUGGUUGGUCGUUUCUUUUCAUAUUGAAGAUCACAAUAGAAACAAUAGGGUUGGCUAGACUUGCCCUGUCUCUUUUAACCCUGAUUGGCUCAUGUAGAAUCUAUUAUGUGUUCAAAAUAAAAGCGGGUAGAUUUCGAAUCCGCUCUCUUUCUUGCGAUCUUUCUAAGGAAAAAAAGUCUUACUAUCACCAAUAUUCUUUAAAACAUUGCUCCAAACAUGCAAGUCGAAUCAAGCGCUACACCUCUGUUGACGAUUGAUGAAGUAGAGAAAGUCCAGCGUCAAAGGACAGCCAGUUUUGUUGGACAUGCGUGAUUCCAACUGACUUAUGCGGCUAUGGUUGACAAACUCUUUCAACAAACAAUUUAUUUGAGUUCGCUAGCCUAUAACUAAAAAACCGGUUUAAAAAAAAAAAAAGAACGUAGGCGCAAAAUGGAGGUCAAACUCUUUAUUUCAAUCUUGAUUGCCUAUUACAAAAACAGUGUUCUCUCUAUGAAUUGACUAUGUCUUGAUAUCUUCAUUGUUACACGCUCCGUUAACCAGUAGUAAUUUGCAUCUGACCAGUAUUCACUCUCUCAUACCUCUUUUGUGUUCUCAUAAAUUGAAAAAUUAAUGCUGAACUCUUCUAACAAAGAGAUAAGGUACCGUUUAUCACACAAUUGUUAGAUCUAUUGAAGAAUAAAUAUUGAAAAAAUAAAUAUUCCACUGUAAAGUGCAUCGACAACCGUUUGAUGAUUUGGUUAUUGGUCUAUCGAACAUUCGUUUGGUUCUUUUCUAGGAAAGAUCUUACACUGGGAUCGUCUUUGUGCAAAUAAAUCCAUUUCGAUCUUCCAUUGCAAUAGUUUACUAUUUUCACAGGCCAGUAAUUUCCGCACGAUUAUGAUGGAGGAUACAGAUCAUAAAGAUGCCUGGCAACGCGUUACAUUUUCGAGACCCUAAAGUCUUUUGGUUGGCAUCGGGGCGCUCGUUGCAUAUAAUUUUGUUCAACGGGAUAGGCUGUUUUAGACCAAACUGAAUCAAAAGGAAAUGACCGUGACUUUCUUGCAAUUUGCGGGGAAGACUUGACUACAGGAGGCUACUGAUGACCUAGCUUCGUAAGCAAUGUUUUCCUUGUUAUUGGUCGUUUUGACUGACUGUUUCGUCUGAUUUCGGGAAGCUGUUAAUAGUCGGAUAUCGACGACAAGAGCCGAAAAUGUCACUCAAUACUUGCUUAUCACUCGGUGUGUCUGGUCGAUUAUCAACGAAGAUAUAACCAAACGCUCUUUCUGUUUCUUGAAAAUAAGCUGACAUGACUCGCGGGCGAUUUUUGUCAAACAUGUGUUCGGCAAUGAUAUCGAUUUGUUUUCGAUUGCUAGGACUUCGGAAAAGAGCCAUGUACUGAGCAUUUGGCUGAUGUCCGUGUUAAAUUUUCUCUUUGGAAACAUAUUUUGUGGCAGAAGUAUCACAUUAGCAUUUCUAUGUCGGCCUUGAGUAAACAGAAGGGAAAAGAGAGAACUAUCUGUUGCUUGGGCCAUAAGAUCAUCAAACACUAACACAUUGUUAAACUUUGGGUCAACUUCCCGAAGGUCUUCUUUAAACUCCGGAAGGCCACGAAUAAACUGAAUUUCCUUUCCGAUAGAUGACUGUAUCACUUUGUAGCUAUCCUGCCACUGACUGUAGUACCGCCAUAUAUAUUCGCCUCGGUUUCUUGCUCUCGUAAAGAAUACGAUCCGUUCUGAGAAUGUUUUCAACCCCCUUGUUUUACCACACUGGGUGGGGCCCACCACGAGAAGUGAAGAUUUAUGUCAACACAUAAAUUCUGGAUAUGCUUUUAUUCCAGGAAAACAGUGUUAGACAAUUUAGGCCUCUUGACUAUACAAUGCUGAGGGUUUUUCGUUUCUUUGACAGCUGCAGUAGACACUCCUUGUGUUAUACCCAGAUUUCUCUUAGAUUCCGAAAAUACUGCUGCUUUUAACCAUCGCUUUCUUUUGUGGCUCGUUAAUCGAUGCACUUGACGCUGGUGAUCACCCAAGAGAGUUACUCUGGCUUGCCACAUACCGGGCAAUCUCUCUUGAAUUUAUACGGCACUUUUACCGCAUAAGUUAUUUUCCUGUUUAUAUAGCCUCGCUAAUCAAAUUUGAUGUCAUCACUAGUUCUAAUCCAAUUCUUGUCAAUCGUGAUGUAAUAUUAGGGCGAUGUAGGGUCGAUGUAGGGUUGAUGUGGGGUCGAUGUCGGGUCGACGCCUAGGCGAUGUGAGGUUCAUGAGGGGUCGAUGUGGGGUUGAUGUAGGGUAGAUGUGGGGUCGAUGUAAGAUCGAUUAUUAUUUAUGAAGGAAAACGCUUAGUAACCCCGCCUUCACCAAUAUUCUUUAAAAGAGGUACGAGAUUAGUUUCUUAUCAGAACGCGUGCGUGUGGAACAGUAGCCAUCAUUACAACCUUUUUCAACAAGGUUCUGGAAAUUAUGAAUACAGCGAAGAAAGCGAUUUCUCCCAAGAAAACGAAGUCUUACAAGCCAGCUGAGGAACGGAGUCUUCCCAAGAAGAAACUGAAAGCUUAGAGCCUUGGUCGCGCAUUUUUGAUGAAGCCGAGAAACGCCAUGAGACCCAGUUCAAAGCAUUAAUCAAUGAGUACGAAGGGAACGGAGAGUCAGAAAAUGUUGCCCGCGUGAAAACCAAGAACGCUCUCGUUCCUGUUUUCAGAAAAGAGCAAACAAAAGUACUCUUAGAGAAUCUACAGUGGAUGCGUGCAAUGUAAAAAGACCCCACCUUCAAAAAAGUGAUGGAAACCCAAAAAGAGCUUAAAGAUUCAGAAGGAUUUGAUUGGCUAGAAUCGACAGAACUUGCCACCGAUAACCGAAUUUAUUCCACAAGAUUAAGACUAGACCUACUACGAAUGUUACAGAAUUUUUUAUUUCCUGGACCUUUGUCAGUAUUGUUGCGUUUCAAUAAAACUGUAAACAACCAAACUUUAAGCGUGUUUUAUUCCAAACAAACUUAUUUCAUUUAUUUAAAACAAACAGGGAGACUUAGGGUUCCUUAUAUUGUUAAGCAUAGCAAUACAUUUUGAUCUGGGUGCAUCUUGCACAAACCCUCUAGAAUAAGAAAGCAACUUUCUAUCGUUUUCAAUCUCUUCACGUUCUUCAGGGGUGAUGACAUAACGUUGAAUAGGGAAGGAGUUUGCCUUCAAUGUGUCUUUCAUACAAAGCCUUCAACACACGGUAACUUUCGGGAAGAUGCCUGUCUUCCUGUGCGUAGAAGACCCGCAUUAGAUAUGGAGGAAGACAGCUAUGCAUAUUAAUAAACGGAAAACAGGGGAAGACAACAACAAGGCUUAAUUUUAUCCCUUUAUGACUAUUGAAGCGUUUUUUUAUUUAGCGUCGACAUCUCUUAAUUGUUGUCUUUUUUCGUCGUGGUUUUUUCAUUUUUAGACAAGAUCUUGUUAUCGAAAAUUGAACCUAUCGAAAACUCGCUGAACUUUAAUGACGACGUGUUCAAGAAGUUGCUAAGUAGAGUGGAGACGCUCGAGAAGACAGUGAAAGCUCUUCAACUAUAAAAUCAAGCUCUGAAGUCUCAAAUUAAAUCUGUUAAUACUAAGGAGAAAGAGAAUUCAGCUUUGUGCUACUCCCAGUUACAUCAACUGAAGUAGAGGAUGUGAUUACUGACCUACAUUCAUCUAAAGCUUCCUGUCAUUAUAGCAUCCCUAUGUGAUUGCUAAAGCUCAUUAAACCUGCAUAUCAUUUCCUUUACAAUUAAUUUCUAACCUCUCCUUUAGUAGUGGCUGUGUGCCAGAUCAUUUUAAGCUAGCUAACGUUAUUCCUAUCCACAAGAGGGACUCUGUGAUUUGCAUGAACAACUAUCGACCCGUCUCUCUGCUUUCUAGUUUCAACAAAAUAUUGGAAAAACUUGUGCAUAAGAGACUUGUUAAUUUUAUUGAUAAAUACAACAUUUUGUAUGUCAACCAGUUUGGCUUUAGAGAACAACACUCUACAAUGCAUACAACUCUUCUAAUUACAGAUAAGAACCAGAGAGCUAUAGAAUAUGGCCUAUUCUCAUGCGGAAUCUUCAUUGAUUUGUCAAAAGCCUUUGAUACUGCUGUCCAUAGCAUAUUAAUUAGAAAACUAAGUCAUUAUGGGAUCCGUGGAAUUGUAAAUGACUGGUUUACUUCCUAUUUGCACAAUAGGAGGAAACAUGUUUCUAUUGGUAGCACUAAGUCUGAUGACAUUGUUAUUACUAAUGGAGGUCCGCAGGGAUCGGUGCUAGGUCCCCUCCUAUUUCUCUUGUAUAUUAAUGACUUAUAAUAAGUAACUGCAGCGAAUUAUUUGACUUUCGCAUUUUUGUAGAUGAUGCUAAUUUAUUUUAUUCCAAUCGUAGUCUAACUGAACUAGAGGAUGUUAUUAAUAAUAAUCUUUGGCUUAUGGCAAACAAGCUCUCAUUAAAAGUCGACAAGACAUAUUCCAUUAUUUUUCACCCCCUCAAAAGUCAACAAGUCACGUAGUCAAAUUAUUAAUCCCCAAUAGGGAGAUUAAACAAGAAAAAUAAAUUAAAUAUUUAGGAUUACAUAUUGACUCACACCUUAGUUGGAAAUUCCACGUUUUGCAUAUUUAAAAAAAAAAAUUAAGCGCUGUAUUAGAAGACUUCCUAAAAUUAGGGACUUUGUUAGCCAACAGGUCCUUAUUCAGUCAUACUACACACUUAUUUAUCCUUCUUUUUACUUACAGCUUAAUUACCUGGGGAAAUACAUAUCCACCUUCUCUACAGCCUCUUAUCACUUUACUGAAAAAAAUCAAAUAGAGUUAUAACCUUUUCUGAUUUAAUUCUCAUUCUAGUCCUCGACACACCUGAACAUGUCCUUUACUUUAACAUAAGAUUGGCUAAGACUGGAUUCGGCGACUGACUUGUGGUGAAAAGAUUCUAUGAGAUUCUAUUCUCUCAGGUGAUAAGUUUGACGCAUGGCACUGACGCGACCUAAUUUUCUUCAUGUUCCUUAUAUUCCUGUAGAUGGCCUUUCGAACAGUGUUUUUGGCUGCCAAUCUACCUUUACUCUUCGGCUCCUUGCAUUGGAGGGGAAACGUUCCAGGCGACGGCAACGAGUUCAACAGAGGUCUCAAACUUUUAGGAUUAAAGCCAGGGCCACUGGGCUACUUCAACUCUGGCUACAUGGCCUUCACUCGAGCAGAGGCAGAUAAAUUUCCCAAUCUGGUGUCUUACCGUUCGAAGAUGACAAGAAUAAAAAACAACAUCACUUCGGCAUCAAUUGCUCCCGUGCGAUCUAAAACGAGUACAUUCAAGGAGAGCAAAUCCUUCCCGUUUACAACGCUUUCAGGUUCUUGUGAAUCUACCACAGGAGGGUUUGAGAGGCUUUGUUCAGUUUGUCCGGCCAUAACUGAUCUGGGACCAGACAAGAUUCCCCGCUAUAUUAACGAAGUAGUGUGUGGACAAGACACCACCUGUGGGGUAGGAGGCAGCGUGUUAGGCCUGUGCCAAAACUCUACUGUGACUCAGUCUUUCUUAAUGAAAGUUGGAUCAAGUUGGGAGGUUUAUUCGCAGGAAAUAAAAGUGUGCUGCGAAUGUGCACUGUUCUUUUCAUGA